This is a messenger RNA of Myotis daubentonii (Daubenton's bat), 2167 nucleotides long. RefSeq names its product NK2 homeobox 4 (gene NKX2-4). Gene Ontology annotation, molecular function: RNA polymerase II cis-regulatory region sequence-specific DNA binding; DNA-binding transcription factor activity, RNA polymerase II-specific. Gene Ontology annotation, cellular component: nucleus. Gene Ontology annotation, biological process: cell differentiation; regulation of transcription by RNA polymerase II. NCBI's taxonomy places the organism in Eukaryota, Metazoa, Chordata, Mammalia, Chiroptera, Vespertilionidae. The record is from RefSeq and is a predicted model, not a curated record.
CCCCAGACCCGCAGCUCCGGGGGCUCGCGGCGCCUCCGACUGCUCCUCGCCGGCUCCGCGGCCGAGGUGGCGGCGACAGGCGGCCGCCGCAUCCCGCCCGCGCCCGCCCCGGGGCCCCCUACCCGGCGGCCCGCCGAGCCAUGUCGUUGAGCCCCAAGCAGACGACGCCCUUCUCCGUGUCCGACAUCCUGAGCCCCAUCGAGGAGACCUACAAGAAGUUCAGCGGCGCCAUGGACGGCGCGCCGCCCGGCCUGGGGGCGCCCCUGGGGGCCGCGGCCGCCGCCUACCGCGCGCCGCCGGGCCCCCCCUCGCAGGGCCUGCAGCCGCACCCCAUGGCCGGGCACAACGCGGCGGCGGCGGCGGCGGCAGCAGCGGCGGCGGCCGCCACCUACCACAUGCCGGCGGGCGUCUCGCAGUUCCCGCCCGGCGCCGUGGGCGGCUACUGCAACGGCGGCCUGGGCGCCAUGGGCGAGCUGCCCGCCUACGCCGACGGCAUGCGGGGCGGCGCGGCCGCGGGGGCCGCCGGCUGGUACGGAGCCAACGCGGACCCGCGCUACUCGUCAAUUUCCAGGUUCAUGGGGCCGUCGGCGGGCGUGAACGUGGCCGGCAUGGGGCCGCUGGCGGGCAUCGCGGACGCGGCCAAGUCGCUGGCGCCCUUGCACGCGGCGGCGGCGGCGGUGGCGCCGCGCAGGAAGCGCCGCGUGCUCUUCUCGCAGGCGCAGGUCUACGAGCUGGAGCGGCGCUUCAAGCAGCAGAAGUACCUGUCGGCGCCCGAGCGCGAGCACCUGGCCGGCAUGAUCCACCUGACGCCCACGCAGGUCAAGAUCUGGUUCCAGAACCAUCGCUACAAGAUGAAGCGCCAGGCCAAGGACAAGGCGGCGCAGCAGCUGCAACAGGACGGCGGCCUGGCCCCGCCGCCGCCGCUGCCGCCGUCCCCGCGCCGCGUGGCCGUGCCCGUGCUGGUCAAGGACGGCAAGCCGUGCCAGAACGGGGCCCCGGGCCCGCCGACGCCCGGCCAGGCCGGCCCGCAGCCGCCCGCCCCGACGCCCGCGCCCGAACUGGAGGAGCUGUCGCCCAGCCCGCCCGCGCUGCACGGCCCCGGGGGCGGCCUGGCGGCCCUGGACGCGGCCGCGGGGGACUACGGCGGCGGCGGCGGCGGCGUGCUCGGGGCCAACCUGCUCUAUGGCCGGACGUGGUGACCGCGCGGGCGCCCUGGGCGGGGUCCUGCCCGAGGCCUGCGGGCUUUGCAGGACGUGGCGAGGAUGGAUGGAGGAGACGUGCCCACGCGGGCUUCUGUGUCUGCGGCUACGGAAACGCACACACGGGUCACGGAGGGGGGCCGUCUCGGAACCGCUGCUGCGGGCGGGAGACAGCAGCAGCCCCAGGACCGAAUGAUGUGACAUGCCAGGAGGUUCUGCGGUGGCGAUCUCCUCCUUCCAGAAGUUCCAAAUGAUGCGAAAAGCUGGCUGAGUCCACACCCACCACAUUCCUAGCCAAAGCUCUCUUGAGUUUUAAGUGUUGGAGACUUUGUUGGUGUUUGUAGUUCUAAAAAUCAACCCAGCUUUAACAAUGAAUCUUUUUGAAAGUGGAAUUUAUCUUGGGAGAUUAAUUUUUGAAGAGCACCCCCUCCCCUUAAGUGCAAUUUCAUUAAUGUUGGAAAGUAAAUUGGUGGAUCAUGCACAUAGAAACAUUAUUGCAGAGGAAUUAUUAAAUGGAAUAAAAGUAAUCAAAAUACUGCUUAUAUGGAUUGACAGAGCUCUUUAAAUUUAAUGCUGAUUUUAAAAUGUUUUGAUCAUUAUUUGGCAAAUGAGUGUUUGCGUAUUACCCUAAAACAAGGCCCCCUUCCCACCUCCAGCCAUGCGGUUCAUCGUGGAGGGCUAUAAACUAUUUUUUAUAUGGAAUCUGGUCUCCCCAAAUCAACUGAUAAAAUAAAUACACUCAUUCUUCUGUAGACAUAUUACUUACUCUUUCUAAGAUAUUUGCUUGUCUGAUUUUGAAUACCUUGAUUAAAUGCUAGGGAAAGCAAACACAAUUGCUAAAAUUGACAUCAAUUUAUAUUUCAAAGCAUGCCAAGAAGAAGGAAGAGAGUAAGGUAAUUUAUUGAAUUGUAGCCAGGAUGUAAAGAAUAAGUAACUAAAAUUUGUAUAAUUUUUCCAUCAUAUUAGAA